GACGCGCGACGCUGCCUGAGCCCCAACGGCUGCCACGAAGGAUAGUUGGGCGCGAGCGGGCGAGCGCGCACGCGGGAGGAGGGGAGGGAAGGGGGCUCUGUGGCGGGCUGGGAGGAAGAGCUGCGGGUUGGGAGCCGCCGAGGAAUCCUCACAUCCGAACAGCGGCCGUUAAAAUAAUAAUAAUACAGUAAUGGACCGAGGCCCGACAGCUGAGUCUGCGCCUGCGCCGAACGUCCUGCGUGAUGCGCACGCAGCCUUUCGGGAGAGACGGUACGAAAGGGCGGAAGAGCUGUACAGUAGCUACAUCGAGUACUGCGCAUGCGCUGGCAGUCAUGAUCUGGCAACAGCAUUUAACAACAGGGGACAGAUCAAGUAUUUGAAAGUUGACUUCUAUGAAGCAAUGGAGGAUUAUACAUCAGCUAUAGAAGCCUGGCCUGAAUUUGAAGUCCCAUACUAUAACAGAGGAUUAAUAUUAUAUAGGCUAGGUUUCUUUGAUGAAGCCAUGAAGGACUUCAACAAGGUCUUGGAGCUAAACCCUAAGUUCGAAGAUGCUUCUCUGAGCUUAAAGCAGACUAUUCUUGAUAAAGAAGAAAAGCUAAAAAUAAACUAUUGAAAUCCUACUCCAGAUGAACUUGGAUGAAUUUGAGAUUGGAUCACCUGGUAAUAGGAACACACAUUUUCUCUGCCUUAGGUUCCCCACCCCACUCCACUAUGUUAAUUUGUUAAAUUUAAAGUCAGUUAAUUUGAAGUGUAACCAGUUUGUACUGUGGAUGUUUUCUAGUGAGAGCAGAUUAUUUUAUUAACCUUGUCUCAGGUUCUGUUCAUUGGAGAUACUGGAACCAAGGGUGGGUAACCUUUUCUCUCCCAAGACAAGCAUUAAAUCCCUUCAGGGGCCACAUUCAUUUAAGGAUUUUGCAUAGUAUGAAACAAUCUGCCACACCUAUGACAUUAGACAAAUGCGACAAACAAGUCACAUUGGCUCUUACAAGCAGGUUUAAUAAUCAUUGCGUAAAGCCUUCAUAGAUUGAUUCGUAGGGGGAUUGCGAAACAAAAAAAAAACCCCCUACAUUUUAAUAAUAUAUUUCCAACGGAAAAGAGCCUGCUGAG
Molecule: messenger RNA, 1107 nt
Organism: Zootoca vivipara (common lizard)
Lineage: Eukaryota; Metazoa; Chordata; Lepidosauria; Squamata; Lacertidae
Gene: TTC32
Product: tetratricopeptide repeat domain 32
Molecular function (GO): protein binding
Source: RefSeq, a predicted model, not a curated record